AUGGAAAAAGAAAAGUCAUCGAAAAGAUUGGACCUGCAAGGAAUACGUGGAAUCGCAAUAAUUGUAGUACUUGGAUUUCACUUUUUCCCGGAUACAUUCCCAAAUGGAUAUCUCGGAGUUGAUCAAUUCUUCGUUCAUCUAAAUUCCUUAUGACCAUGCUGCUCAAAAGAUCUGAAAAUCAAUCCGCUUUCUCUUUAACCGCUUUGUUUUAUCUCAAAAUGUUCAAGCAAAUUCUUCCAUUAUAUCUUCUAUGUGUUUCGUGUGUUUCCAUGUGUGUUUCCAUGAUUGCCUUAUACAAUAUCUUCCCGGAUACCGCUGUGGAAAGUAACAAGGACUCCGCCGUUCAAGCACUACUUUUUGUGUCAAAUAGACCGGCUACAGAGCAAGAAGAUUAUUUUUAAAUGCUCUCCGACGCAAUAGACAUUUUCACUCACACCUGGUCCUUGUCUGUGGAAAUUCAAUUCUACUUGCUUCAUUCCAUUCAUAUAUUUAAUUGCAUCUAAGCUCUCGAGAAAGUUUCAGUGCUUCUACUUCGUCGUUUUAGGAAUUUUCUCGUACUUAUUUCACUACAUAUCUCAACCAACAGUUGCUUUUAAUAGCGUUUUUGCCAUAGUUUGGCAAAUUUCAAUAGGAAUAAUAGUUUAUUUUCUAUCUCAUACGAAUACUCAUGUCCCGGGCAAAAUAUUAGAAAAUGACCAUGGAAAACGAUUCAGGUUGUGAACCCUUUUAUCCUAGCUUGGGAACUGCAAAAUGCAAAUCUAACUUCACUAGCUUCAAGGAGAGAAUUCGGGAUGAACAGCCUGACUAUGCGUUUAUAAUCACAAAGUUCUAAUACACAUUUCAAUUGGAGUGCCAAAAAACGCAACAAAUUUCGAUGACGACUCAAUCUAUCAGACGAUGAAAACCCAAGUGCUAGCAUUUAUCUCCAAUAUAAAGUAUAAGCUUUUCAAACUCAAUACCAAGUAUUCGAAGGGACAGUGUUUCACAAAUUGCGUCGUUGGUUAAACGGGGAAAGGAUACAGCUACCAUUGAUGUGGGGGAAUUCUAUUUAUUUUAUUUUAACUCUUUUUCACCGGUGUUUUACAACAAUGACACUGAAACUUAUCGAUAUUACGACGAAAAGGGAUUCAUAUAUUUGUCGUCUUUGAACCAUUUAACACCCUACGGAUUAGAGCAUGUCAGACAUGUUUGGACAGAAGUUUGUGCCAAGCUUUG
Messenger RNA from Caenorhabditis elegans, 1215 nucleotides. Lineage: Eukaryota; Metazoa; Nematoda; Chromadorea; Rhabditida; Rhabditidae. The record is from the annotation of a RefSeq genome assembly.